AUGUUAUCCGCUCUUUUCCUCGCCGUUGCGGCCCCCGCAAUCGCAACCGCCGUCAACGUUCCCAACGUCCCCGUUAGCGACAACACCCCAGAUGGCAUGGUUGUCUUCCCCCUCAAGGUCAGCACCGGCGGCCCUGUCGUAAAGGGUAUCACCAAGCGACAAAACGAAGUCCUUCUCGAGUCGCAGCAGAACGGUUUCUUCUACAGUAUCGACGUUACCCUGGGAACCCCCGGCGACAAAGUCACCGUCAACCUGGAUACUGGCUCUGCUGAGCUCUGGGUUAACCCCGUGUGCGAAAAGGCUCAGCAGCCUCAAUUUUGUGCCAACUUUGGACAUUUCGGAGAGAGCAGCACUUUUGUCGACUUGAAUACUACCGGUGGUGUUGUCUACGGUACUGGAUAUGCGUACUGGAACUAUGGUUACGAUCAUGUUGUUAUUGGAUCGGCGAGCAUUCGCAACCAGGUUUUUGGUGUCGCAUACGACAGCUCCUUCACUGGAGUUGGCAUCAUGGGCGCUGGUCCUGACCUGAACGGUUGGGAUGCGCCUUAUCCUCUGGUCAUUGACAGCAUGGUCAAACAGAACCUUAUCAAGAGCCGUGCUCUGUCUCUCGAUAUCCGCACACUUGACAGCGACCGAGGUGCUGUCAUCUUCGGUGGUAUCGACACCAAGAAGUACACCGGCCGUCUCCAGAAGCUCCCCAUUAUCCCCGCCGCGGAUUCUCCCGAUGGCCUCACCCGAUACUGGGUCAACCUGGACGCCAUCAGCCUCAAGCAAGAAGAUGGCUCUACCGACGCCGUCUUCUCUGGAGGUAGCCAGCCCGUCCUUCUUGACAGCGGUUACACCGUAAGCGCGCUGCCCGGCGCCAUCUUCAACAAGAUCGUCGACAACUUCCCUACUGCUAAGAGGACCGGCGGUGCUUACGUCGACGUCGACUGCUCUGUCGCUGACAUCAAGGGUACUGUUGACUUCACAUUCGCCGGCAAGACUAUCAAGGUUCCCUACGCCGACUUCAUCUGGCACAACGAGGAGCGCUGUGUUCUGGGUGUCUUCCAGGACGACGAGUUCCCCGUUCUUGGUGACACUUUCCUCCGCGCUGCUUACGUCGUGUACGACUGGGAUAACCGUGAAGUCUGGCUCGCUAACAACGAGGACUGUGGUACUAACCUUGUCGCUAUCGGAACCGGUCCCAAUGCUGUCCCUGAUCUGGAGGGUGAGUGUGGUUCUGAUGAGACCAGCACUUCCGCCAUCGAGACUGCUACUUCUACCGAGAUGGAGACUGUCACUGCCACUACUGAGGUCGAGACUGAUACCGAGUUCGUCACCGCUACUGUUACCAUGGAUGUUACUACUGAGGCGGUUCCCUCUGACACUACCACUGUCUACUUCUCUACCACUCGUUACUCCAACACCACCGUUGCCUUCACCGACAAGGUCAUCUCAUCUUACAAGCCCACUGGCGGCGACUACGACCUCCCUCCCAGCUACACCAAGAGCGGCUCUGGUGCCCAUUACAGCAAGCCCAGCGGCACUGACUCUGACUCUGCUCCUUCUACCACCGUCACCUCCACUGUCGUGACCAGCAUGGUCUACACCGUUACUGCAUGCCCUCCCAGCGUCACCAACUGCCCCGUCGGCCAAGUCACCACCGAGACCAUCACCUCUCUCACAACCUUCUGCCCCAGCGCCGACGGUUCUCCCACCGACAAGGCUGUUGCUCCUCAUCCCACCAACGGUCCUCUUACUUCCUACGUCACCGCCACCAACAUGCACACCAUCACCUCAUGUUCCGGAAAGGACGCUUGCGACACCAGCGUCGUUACCGAGAUCGUGCACAACACCCAAGGCGGAGGCGCUGAACCCACUGGCAUCUUCACUAUCCCCGAGGCUAUCCAGUGUGGUAACGGCAACUUUGGCUGCACGGAGGCUACCACUAAGGGUUACCGCACCAUCACCGUCACCAAUGUCGUCAAGGCUCCCAAGCCCACUCCUGUUCCUGGCUACUGCUCUACCUGCGGUCCUCUCGGUGAGGGCUUCACCAAGGUUCCCGGCGGCCAUCACACCGGUGACUCUAGCAAGCCUACCGGUGUCCAUCCCACCAACGCUCAUCCCCAACCUACAGGUGAAGCUCCCAAGCCUGAUUCACCCGAACACGGCGACGAGUCCCCUGAGCCUGACUCUCCCCAUGGCGGCGACGCCCCCAAGCCCAACCCCCUUGAGGAACUCCACACUUACCGCCCGACAAACGUCUUCCCCAUCAUCCCCACAAGCAACAUCGCAACAGUGGUGAAGCCCACGGGUACACCACAGCCCGAGGCUCCCACGGGCACACCCGUUGCCAUCAGCGGAGCUUCCAGCUGGAACGUUCCCGUUGUUGCGGCUGUUGUUCUUGGUGCUGUUGUUGCAGUGCUAUAG
Fusarium coffeatum is the source of this 2412-nucleotide messenger RNA. RefSeq lists its product as uncharacterized. The record is from RefSeq and is a predicted model, not a curated record. NCBI's taxonomy places the organism in Eukaryota, Fungi, Ascomycota, Sordariomycetes, Hypocreales, Nectriaceae. The transcript is spliced from 3 exons. The coding region runs from base 1 to 2412 and encodes 803 amino acids. Gene Ontology annotation, biological process: proteolysis. Gene Ontology annotation, molecular function: aspartic-type endopeptidase activity.